This is a messenger RNA of Cokeromyces recurvatus, 1545 nucleotides long. RefSeq names its product nucleotide-diphospho-sugar transferase. Gene Ontology annotation, cellular component: cytoplasm. Gene Ontology annotation, biological process: biosynthetic process. The coding region runs from base 69 to 1307 and encodes 412 amino acids. NCBI's taxonomy places the organism in Eukaryota, Fungi, Mucoromycota, Mucoromycetes, Mucorales, Mucoraceae. The record is from RefSeq and is a predicted model, not a curated record. The transcript has 7 exons.
UUUUGUUGUUGUUGUUUUUUUUAUUGUUUUUCUAUUAUUAUUUUUUUUAGUAAAAUUAUACUGUGUUAAUGUCAGAAUCAAAAGCUGUCAUCCUUGUUGGUGGACCUUCUCGAGGUACACGUUUUAGACCUCUUUCACUCAAUUGUCCAAAACCUCUUUUCCCAGUUGCAGGUCGACCUGUCAUCUCUCACCAUCUUGAUGCUUUAUCAAAAGUAAAAGGGUUAAAAGAAGUUUUAAUUAUUGGUUUAUUCGAAGAUAAAGUCUUUGCCCCUUAUAUUGAUAAUGCUGCUAUUGAAUUCCCUCAUCUAAACAUUCGUUAUCUUCAUGAAUAUCAAGCAUUAGGUACAGCAGGCGGUAUUUAUCAUUUCCGUGAUGAAAUUUUGCGUGGUCAUACAAAACAAUUCUUUGUAAUGCAUAUUGACAUUGCUUGUUCUUUCCCACUUGAGGAAAUGAUUGAUGCUCAUAUGAAACAUCGUGGAAUCUGUACCAUGUUGGGAACAAAGGUUCCUGCUUCUGAGGCUACUAAAUAUGGUUGUCUUGUCGCUAAUACAGAAACAAAUCAAGUGCUCCAUUAUGUAGAGAAACCAGAUACAUUCAUUUCUGAUUUAAUUUCUUGUGGUGUAUUCUUAUUUGAUGUCUCUGUAUUUGGAGAAAUGAAAAGGGCACUUGAAAAGAAGGAAAGUCAAGUACAAAGUGAAUUUGUUUCUACUUCAGUAGACGAAUUACGUUUGGAGCAAGAUAUCCUUAGACCCUUGACUGAAAAUAAUAACCUUUAUGUUUACGUGACUAACCAAUUUUGGAGACAAAUUAAGACAGCCGGGUCUGCUAUUUUAGCGAACGCACUUUAUCUUGAAGCUGAAGCACGUGAAGGAUCUGAGAGAUUAGCAAAGAAUAACAAUUCCGAUGGCGGACCUGAAAUUAUUGGUUCUGUCUAUAUUCAUCCUUCUGCUCAUGUAGAUCCUACAGCUAAGCUUGGUCCUAAUGUCUCUAUUGGUCCACGCGUUAAUAUCAUGGCUGGUGUUCGUAUCAAAGAUUCUAUUUUAUUGGAUAACGUUCAUGUUGGGAAAGCAAGUUGUAUUCUUCAUUCCAUUAUUGGCUGGAAUAGUCGUAUAGGUUCAUGGACUCGUGUAGAAGGAUGUCCAGUACAUGAAGGGGAUAGUGCAAUGAUGAAAAAUGGAGUUAAAAAUCAAAGUAUAACUAUCUUGGGUAAAGAUGUUUCUGUUAUGGAUGAAACGAUUAUUCGUAAUUGUAUUGUUUUGCCUCACAAAGAACUUAAAUCUUGUUAUCACAAUGAAAUUCUUAUGUAAUUUAAAACUUUGUACAAUAAUAAUCCUAUGCUGUGUUACAACAAGGAUUCUCAUUUGUGUUACAAAUAAUUAUUCUUCUAUGAUGAUUGUUAUAUUAUUAUUUUUAUAAAUAUAUAAAGAAGGGACUAUAAUACAAGAAAUUAAAACAUAUACGUAUAUAUAUAUAUGUGUGUGUGUAUACAUAUGUGUGCAUAUUUAAAGGGAAGCUGACGGUAGUUAACAAUAAUUAGACAGAUGG